Ambispora leptoticha is the source of this 159-nucleotide messenger RNA. The record is from the annotation of a GenBank genome assembly. NCBI's taxonomy places the organism in Eukaryota, Fungi, Glomeromycota, Glomeromycetes, Archaeosporales, Ambisporaceae.
AUGUCAAUCAACGAAGUCCCAGUGAUAAAACAACGUCCUGCACUACCUGAUCUUGAUAAAAUUCAGGCAAGAGCACCACGUGCUACCAUCGCUGCUUCGCGCGAGAAACCAGAUGGCACACAAGGUCGAAAUAUCAGGAAUCGAACGGUGCUUUUCUGA